Molecule: messenger RNA, 1140 nt
Organism: Acytostelium subglobosum LB1
Lineage: Eukaryota; Evosea; Eumycetozoa; Acytosteliales; Acytosteliaceae
Exons: 1
Coding region: 1-1140 (379 amino acids)
Source: RefSeq, a predicted model, not a curated record
AUGCAUGUGCCAGAGUACCUGGAGGUGGACUACAACAUCCUCAAUUGCAAAGACAAUGACAAGUUGGUCAAGCCACCUCCCAAGUUCAGACUCAAAGACCCCGCCACUGAGAUACCCAGUGAACUCACCACGAUGAUCUAUGACUUCAACGUAUCGCCCACCAAAGGAAUGAUUCCUGACAGAGUUCAAACACUGGAGUUUGAUUAUGGCUUUCACAGUCCCAUCCUACUUGGGUCACUGCCAUCCAGUCUGACCACGCUCAAGUUUGCCUCACCCUUCAGACAUGAGUUGCCCAUUGGCGUGCUCCCCGCCAGUCUGACCAAACUCCAACUUGGCCAAUCAUACAAUCAUUCGAUACCAAUUGGCCUUCUUCCCUCGGGACUGAGAACAUUGAUUGUAGACUAUCACUUCAAUCAACCUAUAAUAGUUGGCUCGUUGCCACACGGACUGACCUCACUCAGGUUUGGCGCAGACUACAAUCAACCCAUUGCCAUUGGUGCCCUUCCUCCCAGCCUGACAUACCUCAAAUUUGGUUGCUCUGAGAAUCGUGACUAUGAUUCACCUGGCUCGUACAACCAACCAUUCGUCGCUGGCGCAUUGCCGCCAAACCUCAGGACCCUACGGUUUGGUCGUAACUACAACCAACCAUUCCCUCGAGGUGUUCUCCCAACUAGUCUAACAUCAAUGACGGUGUGGGACUCGUACGGUCAUCCAAUGGAUAAUGGAUCAAUUCCUCCAUCAGUGACACGUCUCCAGAUUCACAAUGACUCUCUGAGAUUCAAUAUCCCGAGCUCGAUCACUGAUCUUACGCUGGUCAAGUGCUUCUGGAAGCCCAAGCCACUACCAACCUCAAUCAAACAUUUCCAUUUGGUUGGUGGAUGUCAUCCAGAAAGAGGAAAGGACUUCUAUCGUGACUUCCUCUACUCAUUGCUAAGUUCCAGUCGCUAUCCAAUCGCCAGAUUGGCUACAUUUACCAUAUCAUUCUCUGAACAAUCAUCAAUUGCUCUUAGAAACAUCCAGCUUCGAGCACUUGGUGAUGGUAAACACUUCAUCAUAAUAACGAGCAAACUAAAAGGUGGAAUCAUUCCAAUCAAUCCAUCAGUUACCUUUAACAAACUGAGACUAUUCGAUGAGAGUUAA